GAAAGCCAAGUGAGGAGACGGUGAGUGAAGGAGCAGCUUUUAUACAAAUUGUAUCCCAUAAUAUCCACACCAAUCUUCAGGCAGUCUGACUAUCCUGUGGGUAAUCAGGGGUGGAAAUGUCCCUAAUGCCCGAUGAGAAGAUCCAGCUGAGAGAGCUGUUUACUCAGAGAUAAUGGGAACUGCAGAUGCUGGAGAAUUCCAAGAUAAUAAAAUGUGAGGCUGGAUGAACACAGCAGGCCAAGCAGCAUCUCAGGAGCAGUUUAAUCAUUGCUUUGUGCUGAACUGUUAGACUGGAGCUGCGUGUUGGAUAUUGAGUGUGUUAACUGGAAGCAUUUCCCACCUGAUUUCCAGCCUGAGUUUUUUUUUGUUAUCUCAUUCCUGAUUUUGAGAAUGUGAGGUCUCAUCUUGGAGGCGCAGAAUGCCUAAUGAUUCUUCCUGAUUUCCUAAUGUGUGUGUGUUGGGAGCUGGUUAUUAUCUCUGUGCGUUGUUAUUUGGAUGAUGCUUGACUUUUCAAAUCCCAACAAGACCUUCCAGCGACUGAUUUCUGUCAUCUGCUUAGAGAAGCAAAGAAGACUUGCAUUUACAGAGAACCUUUCACCAGAUGGGAUCUUGAACAGAUAGACCAAUGAAUGGCAGAUGGAGUUUAAUCUGGAUAUUUUGCAUUUUCAUCGGAAGGAUUUCAUGGUACUACACCAGAGAAUACAGAGAGGAUUGACACCACAGAUAGAUCCUGACCAUUCCCCAAGGAACAACUGCACAAAUGGGGGAAGAUAUCCAGUACCCUCACAGCAUUGCUCAACAAAGAAGGCUGGGCAGUGAAACCGUCAUCUGGAAACCAGGGGACCUUUGAGAUAUCAUCAGAUCUGAAACUGGUCAGUGGUGUGGAGCCUUCCAUCAGAACCAGCCUUUCUGAAGGUUCGGCUGUGGGUGAUUGGUCAGGGUGAGGCUGGGAAGAAGUGUGAGCGGCUCCAAGUGUGGUGACAGUUUCAAUCAUUUGUCGAGCCUCAUGAACCACUGACGCAUCUCUAAAGUUGAGAGGCUUUUUGAGUGUGAAGUGUGUGAGGAGGGCUCCACAGGUGCAUCUGUUAUACACUAACGACAGAACAACAGCUUCAUGGAAGAUAAACCGUUCAAGUGUGAGAUGUGCAAUCGAGCUUUUGCAAAGUCAUCAACCCUCGUGAAUCACCGACGCAUUCACACUGGGGAGAGGCCAUUUAAGUGUGACAUAUGUGACAAGGCAUUUGCGCAGGUAUCGGGCCUGGUGAAUCACCGACGUAUCCACACUGGGGAAAAACCUUUCACAUGCAAAGUGUGCAACAAGUCUUUCUCAGAGUCAUCGACCCUCCGGAUACACCUUCGCAUUCACACAGGGGAGAAACCAUUCACGUGUGGGGUGUGUGACAAAUCAUUCUCGUCAUCAUCAGAUCUCUGUAAACACCAACGUACUCACACAGGAGAAAGACCGUUCAUGUGUGAGGUGUGUGACAAAUCAUUCUCAUACUCAUCACAUCUGCACACGCACCGACGUAUCCACACUGGGGAGAAACUGUUCAAGUGUGAAGUGUGUGACAAGUCAUUCUCCGAUUCGUCAAGUCUCUUGCUCCAUCAGAGGAUUCACACAGGUGAGAAACCAUUCACAUGCAAGUUGUGCAACAAAUCAUUCUCGCAGUCAUCGACCCUUCGCAUACAUCACCGUAUUCAUACAGGGGAGAAACCAUUUAUAUGUGAGGUGUGUGACAAAUCAUUCUCACUAUCAUCGAAUCUCAACACACACAAACGCAUUCACACUGGGGAGAAACCAUUCAGGUGUGAGACGUGUGACAAAUCGUUCACACAGUCAUCGACCCUCAGCAUGCACAGACUCAUUCACACUGGGGAGAAAGCAUUCACUUGUGAGGUGUGUGACAAAUCAUUCUCAAAUUCAUCAAGACUCCUGCUCCAUCAGAGGAUUCACACUGGGGAGAAACCAUUCACAUGUGAGGUGUGUGAUAAAUCAUUCUCCGUGUCAUCAACACUUCGCAGACACGAACGCAUCCAUACAGGGGAAAAACCAUUCACAUGUGGAUUCUGUGACAAAUCAUUCUCAGAUUUGUCACACCUUCACAGACACCACCAUAUCCACACUGGAGAGAAACUGUUUAAGUGUGAAACUUGUGAGAAAUCAUUCAGUGACUCAUCAAGUCUCCUGCUCCAUCAGAGGAUUCACACAGGGGAGAAACCAUUCACAUGUGAGGUGUGUGACAAAUCAUUCUCAGUGUUAAAUUCCCUCCAUAAGCACCAACGCAUUCAUUCAGGGGAGAAACCAUUCACAUGUGAAGUGUGCGACAAAUCAUUCUCUGAGUCAUCAAACCUUCGCAGACACCAACGCAUUCAUACAGGGCAGAAACUCAAUGGGGAGAAGCCAUUCACGUGUAAGGUUUGCAACAAAUCAUUUGCACACGCUUCAACCCUUCGCAAUCACCAACGUACUCACACAGGGGAGAAACCAUUCACAUGUGAGGCUUGUGACAAAUCUUUUUCCCGGUCAUCGAUACUCCGCAAUCACCAACGUGUUCACACUGGGGAGAAACCAUUCACAUGUAAAGUUUGUGAUAAAUCGUUUUCCUGGUUAUGUAACCUCCAUGAUCACCAACGCAUUCACACAGGGGAGAAACCGUUCAUGUGCAAAGUAUGCAACAAAUCAUUCUCGUACCGAAUGAACCUUCGUGUGCACCAACGCAUUCACACGGGGAAGAAGCCAUUCCCAUGUGAGAUGUGUGACAAAACCUUUACACAGUUAACAAGUCUCCUACAACAUUAGGCGGUUCAUACAGGGGAGAAACCCUUCAAGUGUGAUGUUUGCAGUAAAGCUUUUACAACAUCUACUCAGCUUCUGAUGCACCAGAGCAUCCACACAGGAGGAAAACCCUUCAGGUGUGAGGUUUGUGAGAGGUCUUUCACUCAGUCCUCUGAACUGCUGAUGCACCAGAGAAUUCACUGAGGUGAGAAGCCCUUCAAAUGUGAGAAAUGCGACAAAUGCUUCUUGCGGUCAUCAAAUCUCCGCACACAUCAACAUAGUCACACAGGGGAGAAAGCAUUCACCUGUCCAGCAUGUAACAAAUCAUUCUCACGGUUAUCAAACCUCCAUGCACACCAACGCAGUCACACAGGGGAGAAACCAUUCAUAUGUGAGAUGUGUGACAAAUCAUUCUCGUUUUUAAUGAACCUCCGGGUUCACCAACGCAUUCAUACAGGUGAGAAGCCAUUCAUGUGUGAUGUUUGUGACAAAGCGUUCUCACAGUUAUCGAGCCUCCUAAGGCACCAGAGGGUUCAUACAGGGGAGAAACCUUUCAAGUGUGAUGUUUGUGAGAAAGCUUUCACCCAAUCCGCUGAUCUCCUGAGGCAUCAGUGGAUUCACACAUAA
This is a messenger RNA of Stegostoma tigrinum, 3403 nucleotides long. Its product is annotated as zinc finger protein 91-like. The record is from RefSeq and is a predicted model, not a curated record. Gene Ontology annotation, molecular function: DNA-binding transcription factor activity; RNA polymerase II cis-regulatory region sequence-specific DNA binding. Gene Ontology annotation, biological process: regulation of transcription by RNA polymerase II. The transcript is spliced from 3 exons. NCBI's taxonomy places the organism in Eukaryota, Metazoa, Chordata, Chondrichthyes, Orectolobiformes, Stegostomatidae.